UUGAUUUCGAAGGAUGCAAAAAAUCGCGGCCGUUGUUCUCAGCUGUGGAUAAAAAUUGUGGUGCGUGAAAGGAAAGUUGCUUCCAUGGAAACUGUUUAUACCAAAGCACUACAACUACUGAAGGAGCUGUGUUUGCGUACGGUCUGGCGAAAGAAGGAAUUUGUUGCUUUUCGUGGUCGACAUUCGCCGACGCUUCGGUUAGCGGGUGGCAAACUUCAAUAGAAACGAAACGGAAGUCUGGGAAAAUUGUGUAAAAGCGUGCGGUGAAAUGUGAUGACGAUGUGAUAAUUAUACGGUUGGUGGUCCACGGAUACCGAAGAGCGGAUUAUUCUAGCCUGCGGAAUAAGGUCGUAGGAAAAGGCAAAUUUUGUAAGAAGAAAUUGUGUAGAAAUAUGUGUGACCUCGACCUACAGAGAAAUUAACGCGGAUAUUGACAGUGUAGAUGCAUCGGUUUGCUCACUAGCGAGCAGCGUGGCAGUAGAGCAAAUAUUUUACUUGCGUGACAUCUAGCCUAAAGUGUACCAGUGCACGCCAGUGGAUAUAUUUAGUGGUAACUGAAAAUAAAUCAACACCCUGAAUGGUUGAGUGUGCAUCAAUGGCAUGCAUGGAAUAUCGAACGACUAUCUGUGAUUCACAUUGAUUGCUGGUGGUUCCUAAUACCGCGUGAACACAGAACGAAGAGGCGUACGUUAAGCUGGAUUUAUUCAUGCCGAAAACCCAUUUACACGCUCCAAGCUCCUGGUUCCCAAGUCGUACGGAACGAAGAAUCUGAUUAUACCACAAAAUCACCACCUUUCGGAACGAGUGAGAAUGGCAAAGUUCGAAUGGAAACCCGCCCACAUGUCCUCGGUAGCGAAGCCAUAUUCCCCCCGAAAGAACUGACACCGUGGAGAACGACUGUUUGAUACUCUUCGCUUCCCGCUUCAAGUCGAACCGAAGCGCAGAAGGGAUUAGUCAAGUGAACUGUAAAACUUGCCUGCAAACCACCCCCGGGAAAGUGCGCUUUCGCUUUUUCGCUUGCGUUUGGCCUAGCUCUAUCUCCAUUGUGCUCACAGACGGUCGGCAGUCGGGAAAAGUUUCCCUCCUAAUACCACCAGUAAAUUCUAACAAAUUCACAUUGAUCCCGUAUUGCAGCCGAAAGCGUGAACACAGUGUGCAGCAACAGUGGCAGCAGCAUAGUUGCAAACGAUAAUGACGAUGAGCUCGACGACACCCGUAGUACAAGUUGCAGCUGCGAUUUUAAAAAGCAAAUCGUUGUAUCGACGGAACUCUGUGCAGGGUAAAGUUUCAGGCCGGGAAUGAACUGAAAAUGAAAUCGACAGUGGCGCCAUCGUUGUCACCGCCAAACAAGAGCAGCAGCAAUGGCAGUGCAGUGGAGGAUGGCCAGCUAAGCCGGAACUUUUACCGCACUAUCAAUUCUAGUGAAACCGGGCAGCGUGUACCAUCGUCGUGCGCCACGCUCUAGUGGCUAUCCCAGUUUCGGCCGUGGUGGCACCCAUCCAUUUUGCCUAGCUGGUGAAAAACAAAACACGCAAAUUGAGCGUGUUUGCUGAGAGCGAGAGGGUAAAGUUGGCAGGGAUCUCGAAACGACCGGGAAGUUGAAUUCCAUUUCACGUGUCGUUUAGGGAUUAAGAAUUCCACCAUAGUACGUACCAAACGGGCGUUUGCUACAUUAACAUUCGGAUGCCAAAAAUAGAUUGGAAAUACUUGUAAAACUGUCAGUUCAUACGUAGGAUGUUGGGAUCGUGAGUGAGAGUGUGACUGAAAUGCAAAGCAGAACAGCACCACCGAAUCUGGUGAGUGAAAAGUGUUGUUUAUGUAAGCUGCAUUUACAUAAAAAUCGAAUCAUGAGGAACGCUAGGGCUACACUUGUUCCAUGUUCGGAUCCACCCAGGCACGCGCUGAAAUUGUGGUCGCCACGUGCCACGACAACUACUACAUACUACAUAACCGGCAGUAGCUAGAGGGUAAACAGUUUAGAGCUAGUGGCGCGAAGAAAACAUGCAGUGUAUGAACAUCCUUUCAUGUUUAAGUGGAAGCAAACAACGUGGUCUGGUGGCAAUCAGUGGAUCGGAUAAAUUGUUUUCACAUUUCCAGCGAAGGGUUGGGGAAAGAAGCGAACUGUUUGCAUAGCCAGCAUAUCAAGUGGGACGAGUGAAAAAAGGGGAAAAAGGCACAAGUCAAUAUCAACAAUUGAACGUCAGACUGGUAUCGGAACGAGCAGGAUUUGCCCAGUGAAAGAGACGCCAACAAUGGAGAUUGUUUACAUGCAAAUUGUGAUGGUGCUCACAUUGAUAGUGAAAUGCUUGCAAGGAUCUUUGUCUACUGCGCUGCAAGAAAUCAAUCAACAACAGCAACCGGUGGAUCCGGAGCCGGAAUUCGAAGGGACUAUUCAGAACGUCACAUUCCCGGCCGGACGCGAAGCGGUGCUCACCUGCUCGGUGAAAAAUCUCGGCCGCUACAAGGUCGGCUGGCUGAGGGCUUCCGAUCAAACGGUUCUGGCCCUGCAGGGUCGGGUCGUAACACACAACUCACGCAUCAGCGUGGUGCACGAGGACAUGCGAACCUGGCGCCUGCGGAUACGGCAGCUACGCGAAUCGGACCGCGGCUGCUACAUGUGUCAAAUCAACGCGAGUCCCAUGAAGAAACAGAUCGGCUGUAUUGAUGUGCAAGUCCCUCCGGACAUAAUCAACGAGGAGUCGUCAGCAGAUAUCGCCGUGCAGGAGGGCGAGGAUGCAACCAUUGUGUGUAGGGCAGUCGGCCAUCCCACGCCGCGAGUUACCUGGAAGCGAGAAGACGGCGAAUAUAUGCUGCUAAGAAAACCGCAGAGCAGAGAGCUGAUUAGAGUGGAAGCAUUCAACGGGACCCAUCUGCACCUACCGAAGCUGGAGCGAAGACAAAUGGGGGCCUACCUGUGUAUAGCGUCGAACGACGUUCCCCCAGCCGUUAGCAAACGAGUUUCACUUAGCGUGCACUUUGCGCCAUCGGUACGUCCAACAAGUCAACUGCUGGGAGCCCCACUGGGCUCGGACGUCCAGCUCGAGUGCUCCGUGGAAGCUUCACCAAUGCCGGUGUCCUACUGGCUGAAAGGUGGCCGCGUACUGCCCGCUAGUUUCACCGGAAUCACCAACAGCAAUUACGAGCAAGGUCAAUCGAGGCCAGAAAUGCUGCUGGAUGGGCCCAAGUACGGAAUCACCGAGGAGCGACAUGGAUUCCGGACGAACAUGCGACUGGUGGUGCGAUUCUUUUCUCCCAGCGAUGUCGGUACCUAUCACUGCGUUAGCACAAAUUCGCUGGGGAGAGCCGACGGAACGAUGAGACUGUACGAAAUAAAAAUUCAUCCGGGUGGAGUGCAAACAAGCGACGAUCAAUUAAAUAUAAUUGGAGGUCUCGCCGAAGCUGCUCGAGGACGGGGCAACUCGAGUGCCAAUUCAUUACUUACCGGCAGCAGCUCACAGCACAUCGUUCUCGCCGUACUGUCGUUGGUCCUGUUCCUAACUUCAACUAUCAGAUGACAGCAAACGCUUACGCUGGGAUAAGCGCUCAUCGUCGACAUCGUCGUCGUCAGUACCGAGAUCAUCGUGUUAGCAUAAGCAUAAAACUGAUCCGAUGGGGCUUCCUGGAACCGAUUCGGCCGCUCGUAUGAGGGAGGGCUCCAAUUGCGAGCAAAAUGGCCCAAAACCGAAACAUUGAGUCGAUUGUGGAAUUGUGGGUGGAUGCAAAAGGGAGUAUUUGAGGGGGCUUGCUUUAUUCAGGUGCCACGUUCAACCAGAGACGGAGUGUAUCUUUCAAAACAAUAACGAUGGCAUAUUCAAAUAGGAUAAUAGCCGAUUCAUGAUAGCCUAACUAUAGAUGACAUACAUACAUACACACAAUCUAUUCUCCUUCGCUGUGCGUAAAACGUGAAUGCCAAAAAGCUGCUUGUAGUGAUUAAAACGGUCGUAAUCUGCUGAAUCGAAUGUAUAUUUUAGAAAUUAGGUACCAUACAUACACAGACAAAAUGCUACGUAAAUGCUUGCACGUUCAUAUCAAGGAAAAUUUUCAUACACAUCAACGAAACGGGAUGAAUAUCUUUAGGGGAAAGAAGUUAAGUAAAAAUCAUCAAGCAUAAUCAGCUAGAAAUGGUAGACUGAAAAUUAAGUGUGGCGCUGAGAAAGAGUAAAGUCAAACAAGAGGAUUUUAAAGGAUUAUAAAAUUGUUAAGCGAAACGAACCUGAAGGAUGGUGGAAGUGAGUAAAAGGCAUCUUUGCUUUUAUUAUUCCCUAUCUCGCUGUUAGCUCUCUCCGAUGGUGUUUGGCUAUGACUAUGACUAUGAUUUUUUCAUAGCAUUAUGGUGUUGGAAGAUGAAACUAUGAAUAAACUUUAUAAUCAAAGUGGUGCAUCCAUCAAAAUGCAAUAAAGUUGACUGUAGCAUUCGAGGAUAAGCGCAUUGCAUUGUGCAGCCAUGCACGGUAGGAAUAGUGGAGGGAAUGCAAAAAGGGAGUCUGGAGGAAAUUAUUUUCUUCUGUGUAAGUUCAACGAAACUAAAAAAUAACUGGCAGCUCCUACCGCAAUUGAUGCUCCGAAGGUGGAUAAAAAGUUAAAGGGUAAUCGAAAAACUGCAAACUACCGUAGACAUUUUCAUCUUUAAAAAUUAAUAAAACAUUUACCUGAGAACUUUCGGAACAGUCAGCUGUUUCAUAAGCUAUUGAUUUUGAUCUAUAUAGCGUCGUACGUAAAAGUUCAAUACGCUUUGGUCAAGCUAUUAAUUUUAAGCUUAUACUUCCCUGUACGCCUACUGUCAGAUGUAUUUCCUGGAUUUUCAUGAAACCUUCAUUUUUCUAUCAAUUACCAUCAAUUCAUACUUUUCGCUGAAGGGCGCUAGCAAAAUAUACGCUAUGGAGGAGUAUUUACUGCCUAUGGUAGAGCGCUUCCUGGCAAUGGAAGCAUUUCUCUUUUACAAACAGUCGACUACUGAACUUUUUGUUGUUACCACGAAGGUAAAAUGCAAAUGUUUUACUCACUGUAACACCAAUCGUUGAAAAUCUGGUAAAACUAAUCAGAAGUAUAGCUUUGUCGCAAAAUUCAAAUUUUGUUCUACUUAAAUUUCGUUUUUUCGUUCUACUUAAAUUUUGUUUAAUUGGUCUCGUAAUUAUAAAAAUAGCUUUAUUUACAUAUCUUAUCAUCGUAUACCGAUAGGGUAAAAAUUUCAGUCGCAUUUCGAACCAAGAUAUUUCUUAUUUUGUUAAGGACAUAAAUAGCUUCAGAAAAUCGUGCGUUUGAAUUAAUGAUGCUUCAAAAUGGACCGGCGGAACAUUUUUUCCCGGGUCGGUAGUAAAAUUCGGAACGAUUUUUACCAGUACUGACGAACGUUCAGACAUGGCGUGUGUAAGUGUAAAUGAAAAUUCCCUGAUAAUAGCUAAUGGCCAUUUGAAAACACCCUUUGUUUACGGGCUGUAUGACCGACGUCUCACCGAAAAUGUGUUUGUUGAUUACUGAUACUACAUGGAACAUUUGUAGAGCUAACUCCCAAUUACUCCUUUCUUUUAAAUUUCGUUGUAUUAAUUUUCCACUUCCUGCAAUGGAACCUUCUUCGGUGGGUACUGAAGCCAGUAUGAUAGUGUGGACCAAUGGAAAGGUGUCUCCGGCGACCAACAUCCUUUCAGGCUUAAUGAGCUUUGAAUACCGAUGGCAAAAAUAAUCCUUUUCAAUACAAACCAUAUCCAUUUAAUGCAACCGGCCCCUGGAUGGUCUACUUCCGGACCAAAGAAAAGCCCUUUAGUAUCAUCGAUAUAUCGCGCGAUCUAACUUAACAACACUCGGGCGUAUACGAAGAAGGAUUUUGUCUACGUAUCCGCCCAGGAAGUAGAGAUUGAUGGUGUAGUCUCCGAGAGGGGCCUUAAUUGAGAAACCCUUCGCUUUAAUCAGUGAAAAUUAUUUUUUUUUCAAUUUUAUGGACGACACUUCAGACCGGCGGGUGCAUUGGUGUGAAAAUUCUGGUAUUCAAGCAAUUGCGUUCAGCUUUCCGACAGCUCUGUUCUUCCACACUUUGUUUUUGUAAACGAAGUUGAUCUACCUCUUUGCCUUUUUGUGCCGCGGGACAUGAACUGUUGUCGUUGCAAAUGAUGAGAUCAUUGUUUGAAAAGGGCACGGUGAGCAAAAUGCGAAAAGAAUCAUGAAAAGUUUUGCUUCUGUAGAGAGACUCCGCCUGAACUGUCGACAUAUUCCACAUGCAAAUUAUGCCGGGAAAACUGAAUCAUAUUUUUGAGGAACGCUUCGACAAGAAAUGCUAAAGAGGGCUACGCCACCGGCCACGACUAAGGGCGAAAUUCUGUUAAUCCCAUUGCGGGAUCACCGUCUAAUGUGCCUAUUAAUUUUCGAAAGAGGAGAACCAUUUCCUCUCCUAUGUUUCCUCGUAAAGGCCGGAGAGUGUCCCUUGAUGGGUGCGACGUGCGUAAGUCCUAUUAUUUUACUCGGUUUUACAUAAUGCAUUUGCGUUAUGUAAAACCUUGUAAACUUUCGACGUAGAUCUUCCCCAAUUUUAACAUUAUUCGCCAGGACCGAGAAAACAAUAUGUAGCAGCGUUUUGGGGAUCAAAACGUGCUAAUUUUCCGAUCGGAUUAGCCUUUGCUCAGUACCAGUUAUUGAAGUUGUUGCUUGUCAAGUUCGAAUCAAAUGCAAAAACUUAUUGAUAUUGCUUCCAUAUACAUCACACCUCAGCUGGUUCUAGAAGACUUCUACUCCCACGAUAUACUAUGCGUCCACUAUAUCUGAAACAAUCGAAUCAAAAUAAGAAAUCCCUCCAUUGAAAGCGCGCAACGGCUCUACACUGCGAUUGAAGGUCAGACGAAACGAGCACCCAGCGCGAACAACCGUGGGCGGUCUCCCGCUCCCUGGUCAAAAGUCUUACAAGGACUUUCUAAACGUCAGAGAGCCCAUUUUUACCCGAGUAUACGCGACGAUAGAAACGCAAAUGAAAAACUUGAUGAAGCUGAAAAAUGCGGUUAUUGGUACCGGUUCGUCAACGGAUUAACGAGAGAAACAAUAUCAUCAACAAUAUCUGGUGGCUAGGCCCUGCAUACGUAGAUCCUCAUUCAAACGAUAGACGCACUAAACAUUGUAGCGCGCAUAUCACCGCAACGUUUGUCAGAUGAUGAGAGCUUUCCAUAGCUGAUUAUUAUGCAGUAUUGGUGAGAACUAUUUUAAAAGAGGCUGCAAAAAUUUUCCCCACAAAACUUAAGGUUCUCUUAUUUACCUAUCAACGACCAUCCCCUCGUCGUUACAGUUCCGUUCGAUCAAGCAUGGAAAGCAAUCCUUGUUUUUUUUCUGGGGAAAAUAUGGGAGUUCCUGAGCGCUUGAUCUGAAAAAUCGUAUCAGAUUACCAGGUACAUAUAGUAGUUUUGCCGUGCCGAGCGGGCUCUGUGCUUGUUGUGACGGUUAUCGCGACAUUAAACAUGUUGUCUGGUCGUGCGCCUAGUGUCCUAGCAUCAGAUCUCCGUUAAAGUAAUUACGUUACAGUUUAAGAAAAACUCGUUUUCAUUGGUGAACGAUUUCGAUUGAGCCUGUAGCUACGAAGAAUUCGAGUGCGAACAGGCUUCUUUGAUAACUAGUAGGCUGUUUCAUAAUAACUCGAAUAAAUUCGUCAGUGUAUUUGACAUCCGGAAAAUCUCCUCAGGCCUUCCAAGUGAGCAGUUCCAGCCGUGAGUAAGAUGUUUACGAGCAAAGUUUGUAUAAUUCUCUCAAAACUUCCAACCAGGACAAGCAGAUCAGUAAUGAAUUCCUUUGAAAGUAUGGAACUCUCCGUCGUUUCUUCAGCUGUUUACUGUUGUCGUGCAGCUGCUUCAAAAUAUUUCCCAUAUCAUCUGGGUACUGACUUUGGUAAUCUUAAACGCAUUGAUUGGACUCUCGAGAUCUCCUAGCAUACAUUCCCUCAGACUGUGAAAUGCUUCUUUUCUAGAAUAUCCGUAGAUGAAUGAGGUAACAUUCCCGAUCAUUCAGCUACUUUUCUGCAUUCCCAUUGAAGGUCAGCAGCAAUCUGUGUUAAGGACAGGAAUUAAUUUCCGAACAAUGAUAACCACCGAAGUCACUGGUAAAAAUCCUUUCAAGGCUUUCUUAUAUCUUCUUCUUGGAUCUCAAAUACAAUUUUGGUAAUCUUCGAAUGUCUAGAGCACCUAGAACCCGCGUUGGGGCGACUGCCGAAUGUUAAAAUGUGUGAAACGACUUUUCUGCCCACAACUUUCGGUGUUGCCUUUAAUGGGAAAUUCAGGUUCAUGAUGUUGUUCGCAAACCUUUUCGUUAAAGCAUCUAACUUGGGAGUGUUCCUGGACAUUGAGGGUGCUUUUGACAAUGUGUCCUUCUGAUCUUUUCUAGACGCUAUACGCGGUCAUGGAGUAUCUGCAAGUAUGUCGGGUUGGAUUAAUGCAAUGCUUAAUAACCUCAUUUUUGUUCGUCACUGCGACUGGCAGCAAUAAGAAAGUUGAACAUUUGCGACUGUCCUCAGGGUGGUAUGCUGUUACCUUUGCUGUGGAACCUUGUUGCCAAGGGUUUCUUCAGGAAACGCAAUGAUCUUUUUUGUCCAAGAAGUUUGUAUUUCCGACUCGCCGGUUUUACUGAUAAUUACCAAAUAUUAGGUGUCGAAAUUUCCAUCGAAACAAUCUUUGACCUAAUGCAACAAGCAUUAAGAACUACCAGUGGUGUCGAUUGUCAGUCGAUCCUUACGAAAUUUGAAUCAUUCUUUUCACUUGAAACGAAUGACUACUGAGAUCCCGUCCCUUGCAAGCUCUAAGCUACUGUGUGCGGAUCAUGGCAAGUACAUUGAAGUUAUAUUGGAUUCCAAACUGAACUGUUCUACUCACAUUUAGUUCAGAGUCAAGAAAGCGUACAUGGCCUUCGGCUAGUGCAGACGAACUUUCAGGAAAACUCACUGGGAUCUCAAACCAAAAUACAUCUUCGAAUGUAUACGGUAAUUGCACCUUCAGUAACAUCAUAUAAAUGCCUAUUGAGGUGGCACAGAGGAUGAUGAUCUAGUCACAGCUCAACCAUCUUCCAAAAAUAGUGUCCAUGAUUUGAAUUGAAGCAUUCACGAUGACUCCGACUGCGGCUUUGACGUGCUUCUAAAUAUUAAACCUGCACAUAUACACCCGAAACAAGAAGUACUAUCAUUUAAAUACAGGUAGCAGAUUGCUGAUCUUUCGACAGAAGUUAUGUUGAUCUUGCUCCUAAUCAUACACAAAAGGUUUCAUUGUGUGAGGAAAUUCUUGCUCCCGCGAUAAAAAUGCUUCUAUUUGAAAAUAGAGACAAUUUUCGGAUUCAUGAACAAAUACGCUACAUGUUUUCAAAACCAAUUUUCAUUGAUUCCUUUAUGAAUUCGAAUGGGCCUACGGCUGUUGACCAAUACAUUGGCUAUAGCCGUCGAAAAUAAUGUUGGCAGACUUAACUAUGCCUUACUGAUCAGCUCAUAUUCGGUUCUCGCCACGAAAAUUUUAAAUUUGGUGCACUUGAGUGAGUUUGCGUUCUUGGGUACUGCUUGCUACAUGGAGAAACAACAACAAGCGAAAGUACCCUGUUACACUGACGACUCUCUGAUAGAGGGAUGUGCUGGUGCUGGUGUCUACUGUCGUGGAAUGGGAUUGGGACAAUCUCACAGUAUUUCAGAUCAGAAUUUCCGCGAUUAGGUGCGAGGUACAAUCAACUCUUCAACAGAGCUUGACUAGCAAAGCUAUAACCUUCAGCUUCCAUAAUCAAACUGCAAUCAAACUUAACUCGUACAACUCACGGUCGAAGCUAGUGAUUGCGUGAGGAUUUACAAUAGAAGAACACAGCAUUGAGAAUACUAUCAACUUCGCUACACUGCCCGGAUAAUUCGUUAAUACUGGUAGUGAAUGGACCGAACUGAACUGACUAGAGCAGGCGCAGAUAUUGACUUUGUUGAUCCGAUUCUUUGCCAAUUUGUUAAUACCGACUAGCUCACGGCUAUACCCACUCAGGGUUGACGUUGGUCUUGCUUCGAGAGGACACACUUACCGUAACCACCUUAGGUAACCAAUAAAAUGAAGUUAAGCCGAAAUUGAGACUCACACAAGGAAACCAAAUAUCAAAAGAAUGUGGCACGAAACACAUGAAAGUCAGCUUUGUUUUAUUGAAUUUUCACAUUAUUGGAAGGAAAAGGAAUGGAGAAGGGGGAGGGGGGGGUCUCGUUGCGGCCGAGCAGGAACAGUAACUUCACGAGAGAGGAAGAGUUCCGACUACCGCACAUUACUUGCCACUUUACAGCUGACGAUUCCUCCUGCAUUGUUCUUCAGCUGCUGGGUGGAAAUUCCGUGCAUCAGUUCGAUUGCUGGAACGUUUCGUUUUUAGGGACUCACCAUCCGUCCACGUAGAAGUUGACCAGUGGAUUUUCCGACUAGGUUUCGUAGUAGGUCUUUCCGAUGAGUGUCCUUUCUUCCCGCUAUUCCGGCAAGUUCACUUACUUCCAUACGACGUCCCACGUGCUCACUCACGGGGCAGCAGCGCAUCGGAUACUGAGCUCUAACAAGCGGGGGAUUUCACUAGAACCCUCACCUCCAAAACUGUGGCUACCGUUCUUCCGUAGUGUUUGUCGAGACAAUAACGAACACUCGCCGGUCACUAGCACGGGGCUCGCCGAUCCGUCUUUCGGGAUGAGGUUAAAUAGCAAGCUUUAGAUGCCGGGCAGCUUCGUCUGACGUAUAUGGCUUCGUUCUGCACUGGACAUGAGGUAACUUCGGUAAAUCUCCACUCCUUCGCACUCGUCGGGAAAUGCUGGACAAAGUACUCGAUCAAUCUAUCGGCUUCAAACUCCUCGUCGUGAAACCAUGGACGUAUCCCUUGUUCGCCGUCUUUCGGUAGUAACCCGUCAGGGUAACAAUUUAGCACUGGGUGGAAAUAUACCCUUUUUUGCGUAUACACUCCGUAGAGUGUAUUGUUUACGUAAAAUUAUGCUCACCGCUGUUCGGUACCGUUCACAUUUAAUUGUAAAUUUUUGUUCAUUUUCGCGUUUGUGAACGGUUUUAUUCGUACAGAUAGGCUAGAUAAUUUUUGUUUUAUGUUUGUGAAUUAGUAAUAUAGGGCUUAGGUAGGCUACCGCUCUCCUCUUGCUAAAAUUCGUGUGCACUGGUUAUGCUUCUCAUCGUUGACAGCUGUGCGACAAAGCGUUUGGCAGUUUGAGAUGGUUGAGUGCAGAAGGCGGCAAUCGUAAAGCAGAGAGAAAGUGACGGACCACGGCAACGAAAAGACGUCCAGAAAAUUAUUGUUUUUAUUUCGGGACAGUUUCCCGCCACCGUAACCAACGUUCAGUGCGCGUGUGCGACGGUCGAUUUCCGUCGAAAGUGCCGGCCCGUGGUUCGGGUGCUGGUUUGUUUAGUGGUGCUGGAUCGCCGUCGGGGGAAGCUAAUUCCCAAGGAGCUUUCGCUUCCCCGGCUAACCGUCAGGGAUCCAACGCACCCGCCCCUCUCGCUGCAGAGGGUAAGUCGACCGAGCCUUGCUCUCCUCUUCAGCUAACAGCCAAGGGGAGGGAAGCAGGUAGGACGACGGCUCCAUCUGGGAAGAACACUGCGGUGUCUUCCGGGAUUCCUUGCGGGGAGCUAAGGAAUCCGGUGAUUAGUCACCAACGUCGCUAGGGAGGUUCCAACAAAAGAGCCAAGCUCACCUCCCUAGCUAAUUGUUAAGGACCGCUGCCGGAGCAGCCAACGUAAAUAGAGCGAACUCGGCCGUUGUUGUCCCGGUCGGUCGGAGGAAACCGCCCGCAGCAGUGCGUCAUCAACGGCAGUGUAUAGUGAAGAGAGUUGGUGGAAAUAAACACGGUAAAAUUAAAUUUAUUUAUUUGUGUUCUAUUAGUUUUUUUAUUCAUUGAUUAACCAUUACGAGGAUUUAUUAGGGGUUUGCAUUGAGCGACACCACCGAUCGUUGUAAGAAGUUCGUUAUCGACGGCUUUGACCAAACUAAAGUUGAUGCAGCUUGUGGCAUGUUUUAGCUUGAUAUGUGGAAUGAUACCAGGAACCAUCCCAGAAUAUAAUUUGCCACUGAAACACGCAAUCACGGUAGCCGAUCGUUUCCUUUAGGCGUAGGGUAUAACACGUCCUCACAAUCCCGCUAUCAGACACUUUCUGUCGAAUUGCUCCGUCUUCUCUCGUUUGAGAUCAUCCAUAAAUGACGUAGCAUUAUAAGGGGGAGGGGGGACUCAAAAAAUGCUACAUAAUUUAUGGAUCGUCCCUUUCCUUCCUCCUCGCUUUCUUUUCCUUUCUCUUUUUUCCGGAAAUAUCACCAGGCAUCCCGUUAUGUUAUGUUCAUAUGGCAGAGAUGCGAGCCGCAUAUUCGGAUCUCGCAAACGUGGUUGUAAUUAAAGUUCGAAGGGGGGUGGGUGGAAGCAGCUUUAAUUUAUUAAACUACAUGUACUUCUUUGGCCACAAUUUAAAUUUAAUUUUCUUACUACUUAUAAUGAAAUGUUUAUUAUUAUGUGAUAUAUUGGUCUUUUUACGAUGGAAUAAUUUAAUGUUUCGAAUUGGUCGGUAACAAAUUUCAACAAGGUAAAUGAAGGAAAAGAUCCGGUCUCGGGUUUUAAACGAGCACUGCAGCUAUUGGUGCAAUUUGAUAAUUAUAAUCCACCAAAGUUGUAUCACUGUUUUCACCAUGGCUGCCAUAAACCAACUGAUACACGGCUCACAGAAACGAGGCUUGCUAUUCCGCUAAUUGACAGUUUUCGGUGACGUCAGAAAAAUCGUUGAGUUAAACAAACGGACCUCUCGAAAGUUGCUAAUUAACAAUAUUAAAGCUCUUAUGAUGGAAAAAAACGUCUUGUGCAACGGAUUCUUGACGUAAAUCACGCCAUAAUUACACUAGACACAGUGGAUAAUCAGUGCAUCUAUGUGAUUAUUAGUGAAAAUUGGUAGUUUGGCUGCAUGCCAUAGAAAACAUAUCUAACCUUAAUUUCCUAUUCCCAGCAAAGGUUUUGGACAUCGGCAUAGCUUUCUUGUGAUCUAUCAGGUGCCGAUCAUUCAUUAGCAGCAAACAAUAUAUGACUUUCAUCUAAUUGUUUUCGCGGACGAUUUCUAUGACGCCCGCUCGUCAAAUUUUUACACUCUGACGAGCUAGCCUAGUAUAUGUAAGCGGUAAACUGAUAGAGCUGUCAUUUUUUCUGCGUCAGCCUACUUAUAUUUACUGACGAUUCACCAGUGGAAGCACAAUAAUAUGCUCUAAUGAAGCGAUGUCUACUGUUGUGGAAUGGGAUUGAAACAGUCUCACUCGCUAGGUAGAUACUGUACCGUAUUUCGUGAUAGAAUCUUCGCGGUUGGGCGCGGGAUACAAUCGCUUUUCAACGAAGCUUGUCCAGCAAAGCUAUAAACUUCAGCAUCGGUAGUGAGACUGCACUCACGGCCCUUAAUUCUGGAAACUCACUAUCAACUAUUAACCUCGUUUGAGUACCAGGAGGUUCCGUUAUUGCUGAUAAUGAAUAGGCCGACGAAUUGGCCAGAGCAGCCGCAGAUCUUGACUUUGUUGCUUUGCCAUUUUCAACAUCCAGAAAAGAUCCGGGCUUGGGUUUUAAUCGACUACUGCAUCAAUUGGCGAAAUCUACCGACUUGUUGUUAACCCAUUAUAUCCUAGCGUAUGAAAUUUCAUACGCAGAACUAUCCAUCGUUUAACGCGUAUUUACUGCAGAAUUUUGGCAUCUAACUGCUUUAUUAUUGCACUAAUGGGAUCAUUACACCUCAUAUUUCAUUGUGAAACAAGACAACUGCCAUUUUUUAUAAUUUUGUUUACAUUUUCGAACCGUGUAUAGUUGGGGCAAAUGGCGGCUGAAAAGUAAGCAAUACAUUUAAUUGAAUUUUAUUGUUGGAAUUCGUGCUAAUAAUUCCAUUAUGUGACAAAACGUUCCUACAGGUGUAAAAGAAGUGUUGUUUAUCAGAAAAUCCGAAGAAAUAUGUCAAACAACUUAAAAUUUGUUGUUUUUAUUUAAGCGUACGAAUUUUUUUGCACGAGAUAUUUUCAUUCAAAAAACCAUUUUAAGAGGUGAUUUUAUUUUUCCCAUAAUAUUUAAUACAUUUUUUGGUGGAAUUGAAGAUAUCACAGCAUUUGGCUCACUUUUUGAAACCCCUGGGUUAUAAUGGGUUAAACGAAAGCUUCGAUUUUUCCAAUUUUUUCCCUAAAUAAAACCAUAUAAACUGACGUACUUCCCUCGCUUCACGACUUUCAGCAUGGUUUUGUACUGGGUCCACUAUUCCAAUGCAGAUAGGUAAGGUUGAAGCUCGUUAUAUUGUCGAGUCGUGUAUUGCAUCGGUUCAUGUGCUUUACACACGGGCAGCACGGUUAAUGUAUGAACUAAGAGAACUUCUCU
This is a messenger RNA of Topomyia yanbarensis, 14326 nucleotides long. It is a transcript of the gene DIP-gamma, whose product is annotated as lachesin. Bases 2253 to 3515 code for a protein of 420 amino acids. The transcript has 10 exons. The record is from RefSeq and is a predicted model, not a curated record. Gene Ontology annotation, cellular component: neuron projection. Lineage: Eukaryota; Metazoa; Arthropoda; Insecta; Diptera; Culicidae.